AGCAUCACCAGCAGCAGCAGCACCAGUGCGGGUGCGGGAGGUGCCGGUGGUGGUGUGUCGUACAGCGGUGUAGCGGGUGCCGCGGGGUUCCAUGUGGGCGCCCCUCGCUGGCUGUUCAGCGUGCGGGCGCUGCAGCGGCUACUGGUGGACCCGGCGGCAUUCCAUGCGGACGUGUACCUGCAUGACUUCUACGCCUACGCCACCUUCGACCUGGGCGACCUAAGCACCUUCCCCGCCGCCAGCUGCGCAUGCGUGCUGGGUGGCGGGCAGGCGCCGCGGCCGCCGCUGCUGAGCGAGGUGGUGUACGGCAGGGAGUGGCUGGCGCAGGCGGCGGCAGUGCUGCAGAUGCAGGACGGUGUGAAAGAGUUCCGUCGCAAGGCGGUUCAGCUGUACGACACCGCGAGGGCGCAGGAGACGGUGGGGCCCGUGAUGCGCUGCACCACUUACAAGGAGAAACAGGGUUUCACGGUGCUGCUGCUGCUGACCCCCGAGCACGCGCGGCUGGUGGCCCCCGCCAUCCGGCUGGCCCGGCUGUUCGUGCACAACAUCGUGGAC
Molecule: messenger RNA, 555 nt
Organism: Astrephomene gubernaculifera
Lineage: Eukaryota; Viridiplantae; Chlorophyta; Chlorophyceae; Chlamydomonadales; Astrephomenaceae
Source: the annotation of a GenBank genome assembly